This is a messenger RNA of Bombus huntii, 1802 nucleotides long. RefSeq names its product ADP-ribosylation factor GTPase-activating protein 1 (gene ArfGAP1). The record is from RefSeq and is a predicted model, not a curated record. Gene Ontology annotation, cellular component: Golgi membrane. Lineage: Eukaryota; Metazoa; Arthropoda; Insecta; Hymenoptera; Apidae. Gene Ontology annotation, biological process: regulation of endocytosis; regulation of ARF protein signal transduction. The transcript has 8 exons. Gene Ontology annotation, molecular function: GTPase activator activity. The coding region runs from base 345 to 1532 and encodes 395 amino acids.
CGUACUUGAAUUUUUAGUCAUUGCCCAUUGCUUUGUUGGUACUCUCCUCUCAUAUGAGAUGAAAUAUCCAAUGAAAUGAUCAGUUCCAUAAACUUUAUGACAUUAUGUUCAAUUUGGUUGUAUAUAAAUGAUAUAUUUAUUAUUUUACUCAUAUGAUAAAAUUUAAAAUACAUAUCAAGUAAUUGAUAUAUAUCGGAAUUGGUUUUUUUAUUCGCUUAUUCGUCUAUGACAAAUUGGGAUUACUACCGUCAAGGGAUUAACGACAAGUAUAGUAUGGUGGACUUUUAAUUUAAAAAUUAAAUAUUGGAUUCGAUUUUUUAUUUGAGUUUCAGAGACUGGAGAUAAUGGCUAGUCCACGAACUCGAAGAAUCCUAAGUGGGCUUAAGCCAAAAGAUGAGAACAAUAAAUGCUUUGAAUGUGGAACUCACAAUCCUCAAUGGGUUUCUGUCACAUAUGGUAUAUGGAUUUGUCUAGAAUGUUCAGGCAAACACAGAGGACUUGGUGUUCAUUUGUCAUUUGUCAGAUCCAUUUCCAUGGAUAAGUGGAAAGACUCAGAGUUAGAAAAAAUGAGAAUUGGUGGAAACAAGAAUGCUCGUGAAUUUUUUGAAUCACAACCGGAUUGGAACGAUAAUAUGUCAAUAACACAAAAGUAUAAUACUAAAGCAGCAGCAUUAUAUAGAGAUAAGGUUGCAACAUUGGCACGUGGAGAAAGCUGGAAUCCAACUACCUCCACAGCUAAGGAUUUUCAAUCUUCAAUGUGUUCAGAAAAUCAACAAGAGUAUUCCUCAUAUCAAAGUGAUACAUUAAAUUCUUAUCAAAAUUUUAAUUCAAAUAGUUGUAAGUCUCAGACAGAAGCCUUUUUUGCAAGAAAACAAAAUGAAAAUGCUAAUCGUCCAGAUCAAGGUGGUAAAUAUGGAGGGUUUGGUUAUCAAAUGAAUCCACCACCCAGGAGUUCAUCGCAAGAAUUUUUUGACAGUGCAGUAUCCUCUUUAGCAAGUGGCUGGUCAAUACUUUCUUCAUCAGCAUCAAAAAUAGCAAGUAAAGCUACAGAAAAUGCCAUUAGAACUGGAGAGUUAGCCAUACAAAAGGUACGCGAUGGUACUUUUUGGGAAGAAGUUGGAACUCAAGCUAAUAGUAUAGCUGCUAAGGUUGGAGAUUUAGGGAGAAGAGGAUGGGGUGAUAUUGGAGGAACAAAUUCAGUUGAACAGAAUCAAUAUAGCUCAAAGGAACAUUAUCAAAGUUCUUCCACUACUUAUCAAAAUAGUGAUAUAACCCAGCACCAUUCUACUGAAAAAACAUCUUUAAUGAAAACAUCGCAGUCCAAAACCAAUGUAUCAACUGCAAAUUCUUCCAAUUGUGAAUGGGAUUGGGGUAAUGAGACAAAACAAACUAACCAAAUAACAGAUCCUAAACCAGUUGCAAGAAAAUCAAAAGAUAAAGACGAAGUAUUAAUCAACUUUAGUACGGACCAUUAUGCAUCUAACUGGGAUUCAAAACUUGAAGAUGAUGCAUGGGAAAUAUUAAAAAAUUAAUUAUUAUUUAUUAAUUAGGAAAUUUUUAUCAAAGUUCAAAAUCUUCAAAUAUCUUGCCCAUCCUAAAGAUUUUGAACUUGUAUAAAGCAGUGUAACAGCAAUUAUUAAAAUGAAAUUAUUUUUAUUCUGUAUUUUACCUCUCUAAUGUUACGAAUAUAUGUAGAUACAUAUAAAAGAGUAAUCAUUUACGAUUAGUGUAUACGUGCAAGCGUGUAUACAUUGUACGCUUUAGAAAGCGUAAAUAAAUAUCACAUAUUGCAAGUUAAUGUA